GAUUUGCGGUGGGCAGUUUCAAGUGCGUAUAAAAAGAAGCGAUCAGAUUUGGAGCGAUCAAGGUGACGGGUUCUGGCGAAUGGAUCAACCGAUAUGUACAACAGUAGUGUUCACUGGGAAGCGCGACUCCCGGCAGGGGCACCACGUCUGCUAGGAUGGAACGUUCCACCAGAGGAAUUGAUUCAUAUACCGGAACAUUGGCUGGUGUAUCCUGAGCCGAACCCCUCCCUUCACUAUCUUCUAGCUCUUCUCUACGUUCUAUUCACCUUCAUCGCUCUCCUAGGAAAUGGUCUCGUUAUCUGGAUUUUCUGCUCGGCCAAGUCGUUAAGAACGCCGUCGAAUAUGUUUGUAGUGAAUUUGGCGAUAUGUGAUUUUAUGAUGAUGCUCAAGACUCCAAUUUUCAUUUACAAUUCAAUAAACACUGGCUUUGCGCUCGGAAAUCUUGGAUGUCAAAUUUUUGGAUUUAUGGGCACAUUAUCGGGAAUUGGCGCUGGUACAACGAAUGCAGCGAUAGCCUAUGAUAGAUACAGUACAAUAGCGAGACCAUUGGAUGGAAAACUAACACGGGGUCAAGUGAUGUUAUUCAUUGUUCUCAUAUGGUCCUACACGAUUCCAUGGGGUUUAAUGCCUGUGAUGGGUGUCUGGGGACGUUUUGCUCCAGAAGGAUUUUUGACAAGUUGCACCUUUGAUUAUAUAACUGAUACACCUGAAAUUCGCAUGUUCACCGGGACAAUAUUUACCUUCUCGUAUGCAAUACCAAUGACACUUAUUAUAUUUUAUUACAGUCGAAUGGUCGGUCACGUAAUGGAUCACGAGAAAGCACUUCGGGAACAGGCGAAGAAAAUGAAUGUCGAGAGUUUGAGGAGUAAUGCAAAUGCAAAUGCUCAAUCGGCGGAAAUUCGCAUUGCCAAGGCAGCGGUGACAAUUUGCUUCCUGUUCGUUGCUGCAUGGACACCGUACGGAGUGAUGGCGAUGAUCGGAGCUUUCGGGAAUAAAGCUUUAUUAACACCCGCAGUGACAAUGAUUCCAGCUUGUUGCUGCAAAGCUGUCGCUUGUUUAGAUCCUUAUGUUUAUGCCAUCAGUCAUCCUCGAUACAGACUGGAAUUGCAAAAGAGACUGCCUUGGCUUGAAAUACAAGAAAAACCAAUCUCAGAUUCAACCAGCACGACAACAGAAGCUGUUAAUCAAUCAACCACUUAAUUUUAAUAAGAUGUAAUUAAAUGAUUUGAUAAAUAAGCUACUACUUCUAUACGUUAUGAUUAAUAUCUGAUAACUGCAAAAAAAACGAAAAAGAAAAACGUGAAAUCUUGAAACAUUUAAACCAGAGAGAGAGAGAGAAAAAAAAGAAGAGAGAGAGAGUAUGUUGACGGAGUUGAAAAUUAAAUUAUUCCGCAAAAUUAUAAUAUAUUUUCGCUUGUUCGUCAAAGUAAGUAAUUAUGUAUUAAUAUGUAAUUUUCUUAUUUUAUUUUGUAAUAAAGAUCUCUUCCGACGAUUUAUUUAAAUAAAUAAUGGACUAAAUAUAAAGUA
Messenger RNA from Leptopilina heterotoma, 1527 nucleotides. RefSeq names its product opsin, ultraviolet-sensitive (gene Uvop). The coding region runs from base 94 to 1200 and encodes 368 amino acids. Gene Ontology annotation, biological process: G protein-coupled receptor signaling pathway; visual perception. Lineage: Eukaryota; Metazoa; Arthropoda; Insecta; Hymenoptera; Figitidae. Gene Ontology annotation, molecular function: G protein-coupled receptor activity. The record is from RefSeq and is a predicted model, not a curated record. Gene Ontology annotation, cellular component: membrane. The transcript has 5 exons.